AUGAAUCGCAUACGAUUUUCCGUUCUGGAAUCGAAUUUGCUUUUCUCACAGGCCGUUGGGAGCAAAUACGAUCGUUGUGCCCGGGUAUUCGUGAUUUCUUGUUGUUCCAUCGUCAAGUUAACCCAUUUGUUUUCCUUCAUAAUUGUCUUUUAUCACUUAAUUCCUCAUCGACUCUUCAACUUGACUUUCUCCGAUUCGAUCUCCCCGCCCUCCUUCAACGUGAUUAUCUUUUGUCUUAGUCCUUCACUUCUGUCAUUUCCCACUUUCCGUCAGCUAAACCUCCCCUUCCUCCUAUUCUUUCAUUUUUCAACUUCACCUACGCAUUCUCCUUUAUACCUGUCUUCCCCUACAACCUCCUCCUCCUCCUUCUUUAAAUCAAUAACCCCCACUUUCUUCUUCAAAUUUAUUUCUCUUCUCUUUUUCUUUGCAAAAUCAACCACUUCUUCCUCCAUUAAUCUCUUUUCCUCUUUCUUAUUCAACUCGACCACCUCCCCUUCGAUUUCGCUCUUCAGCUUAGCCCCCUCCUAUAUUUUCUUUAAUUCAACUUUUCUUCGCUUACCACUCGCUCUAAUAUUUCUUUGA
Messenger RNA from Acanthosepion pharaonis, 582 nucleotides. The record is from the annotation of a GenBank genome assembly. NCBI's taxonomy places the organism in Eukaryota, Metazoa, Mollusca, Cephalopoda, Sepiida, Sepiidae.